ACAAAUGCCAAGUGCUGACGUAUGCAGAGGAAGAGGGCAAGACCGAUGUGACUCUUGGACAGACCAAUAACUUGUAGCCGAGCAUGGCUUCUGAACUUUACGACAAAAAAGAAACCUUAACUCUCCGAAAGAAGUACAUCGCAUCUUCUUGCAGGCUUUUUUUUCCUGAUGACCCUAUCAAGAUUGUCAGAGCUCAGGGGCAAUAUAUGUUUGAUGAAAAGGACAGAAAAUAUUUGGACUGUAUUAAUAAUGUUGCUCAUGUCGGGCAUUGUCAUCCAGAAGUUGUGAAAGCUGGAUAUAUGCAGAUGCAAAAACUGAACACAAAUUCACGUUUUCUACACGACAAUAUAGUCCAUUAUGCAAAGAAAUUAUCGGAGACACUACCACAGGAACUAUCAGUUUUCUAUUUUGUGAAUUCUGGUUCAGAGGCAAAUGAUCUUGCCAUCAGGCUGGCUCAACAAUAUACACAACACAAAGAUAUUGUUGUGUUAGACAAUGCUUACCAUGGACACCUUAAUUCAUUGAUAGAUAUCAGCCCUUAUAAAUUCCGAAGUCUAAGACCACAGAAGGAUUGGGUUCAUGUGGCACCUAUUCCUGAUACAUACCGGGGAAUGUUCAGGGAGGAUCACCCUGAUCCAGCCUUGGCUUAUGCGAAUGAAGUGAAAGCUGUCAUUGAUGAAGUAAAGAAGAAAACUCGUAAGAUUGCUGCAUUUUUUGCUGAAUCUUUACCAAGUGUGGCUGGUCAAAUAAUUCCACCUGCAGGAUAUUUCCAGAAGGUUGUAGAACAUAUUCACGAAGCUGGAGGAUUGUUUGUUGCUGAUGAAAUCCAAGUUGGAUUUGGAAGAGUUGGAACACAUUUUUGGGCAUUCCAAUUACAAGAUUUUUUACCUGACAUUGUAACUAUGGGGAAACCUAUUGGAAAUGGACACCCAUUAGCUUGUGUGACUACAACUAAAGAAAUUGCAGAUGCAUUUGCUGCAACUGGAGUGGAGCAUUUUAAUACAUUUGGAGGAAGUCCAGUAUCCUGUGCAAUUGGACUUGCAGUUUUGGAAGUCAUUGAGAAGGAAGACCUAUGUGGGAAUGCUACACGAGUAGGAACCUACUUAAUGAACCUGCUAAAUAAACUGAAAGUCAAACACGCAAUCAUUGGAGAUAUCAGGGGUGUUGGUUUAUUUAUCGGAGCAGAGUUGAUAAAAGAUCAGAAGAGGACACCUGCUACAGAUGAAGCCCAGUAUUUAAUUGCAAGGUUGAAAAAGGAAUUUAUCUUACUUAGCACUGAUGGGCCAGAUAGAAACGUCCUCAAAUUCAAACCCCCAAUGUGCUUCACCAUAGAAGAUGCUCAAUAUCUAGUUGAAAAAAUUGACAGAAUACUUACUGAAUUGGAAGCAGGCAACACAUACAAAACUGGAGUGAAUUAAAAGGAACUGAAAUUAUGGACGCAGCUAUGAAGCAAAAGCAAAAACAAGACAACAGGAUUUGGCCGCACUACUUUAGGAUCGUUUUUCCCUCGUAAGAAAGUGAUCAUUUCACUUGCUUAUCAAACCAAGUUUUGGCAGCUUGCUUUCCUUACUAAGCCUGGAAAUUAAUUUUACAUUCUCAAUUUCUGCAAUUAUUUUCUUGUACAAAAACCUUUACCUUUUGCCCCCAAGAUGUUUUAUUGUCACACCUUGUGCAACGUACCUGUGUGACUCUUCCACGUGUUCUUAACCACCACCUCACCUUGUAUUCUGCAAUGUUGUAACAAAAAGACCCCUUGGAAAAGAUACACAAAUUCCUUUUAUUCUUCACUCAAUCUUGAUCAAUCCAGCAUUAAUUUCACUAUCACUGGGCUCACUGAUCUGUCCCAGAGUGCCCUAGAUUCCACUAAAGUUCUGAAUUUAGACUAGAUUAAACUUCAAUACAAAAAAGGUUGAAUACUUCACUAACAUUACAGUUACUUUUUUUGACAGUACAGUUGGACGUUAAAAAGGUCGCAAUCUCAGUGACUUACGUGGAGAAGUACCUCCUUACCAUCACCUGGCCCUGCUCACCAUAUGGACCCUUUAGUAUUUAAAAUAGUAAAAUGCACAAACAGCUGCAAAACACUAACUUUAAGAAAGAAAGUUCAUGAUUUUAUGUACAACAUAAUUUUGCACAUUGCAAAAAUAACCCAAUUCACUAAAGUGAUGUCAAUAUCUUCAGAAAUUUUUGCAGUAUUAGAACUAAACAUUUCUUUCUUAUUUAAAGUAGUUGCAUUGAAAUUACUCAUUUAGCUUCAGCUCUAGCUUUCAAUUUCAGAUCCACAGGACUGUUUGUAAACAAGCCAGUAAUAAACACCAACAGUAACAUCAAAAGUUAAUCCUACAAAUGUGGCAGUGUUCUCAUUUUCCAAAAGCAGCUAGUAGCCAACAGUCCAGCAGUAUACCCAGACAGACAUGCAAGAUACUAACGCAAGCCAGAAUGUCUUCACUUUUCUUUACUUCUGAUUUUAUGCAAAUUAAACUGAAAUAAAUACAAACAAAAAACUCAUGCAACACAAAAUACACAAAGAAACUUUUAUUUCUGGAACUUGGACUGCUCCAAUAAGCAAGGUAUUGAUGCAAAUCCAGUAAUUUUAUGUAAAAUACAAACUUACAUAAUACAUUAUUAGCAUCCAUUAGGUACCAAAAAGUACAGUAAAAACCACUUCCAUCACAGGAAAUGUACGACACAAAAGACAGAUUACAAAAUAAAAAAGCUGGAAAGUGACAGGUUUCCCUAAAACAAUCUUCUGUACAUUUGGGAGUCAUCCAGAGUGAAAACAGUUCAGACUAGUCCCUAAAUGCAACACAGUUGCAUUUAGAGGACCAGUGAAUGUUUUUGCCAGCUUGAUGACCUGAAAAAGUACCAAAAGAAAACCAAUUAUGGUCCUCAUACAAAUAUCUUUUAAUAGAAAUAAAAGCAACAAAGUGAGCUACAUGUUCAGAAGAUCACUUCACUACUGGUAACCACAUUUGCUUUGACCACUUGCUCCAUUUUCAGUGAAUGAGAUUUUUCUCUUCACCCCAUUAGGGGAAAAAAAAGGAACAAUGGUUAAAACUGUGAAAGCAUCGAACACUUUAAACCAUAGUCAUUUAAUCAUCCAAACUGAAACUAACCAAUUGCACACCAUUGUUGGAUGGCCAUAAACUACAACCACCUUGAAUGUGGCCUGUCAAUUCAAGUGCUGCAAGUAGUACUUCAUGAAUAUUACAGAAAAUAUAAUUAAUGUACCUAGUAGCAUUCUGUUCAAAUCUACAGAACAAGUUAGCUUUAAUAUACACAUCUUUGGGUGUGUGCUCAACUCCUUCAGGCUGCGUCACUUGCUAUGCAGGUAGUACAGACAUUUCUUACUAAUCCUGAACAUACUGACAGGACUCACUAGUAUUAGAACACACGUAAAAACCACAAUCCCAAGUAUUUAAGAUAGAGUUCAAGCGGGAAAGAAGGGUAUGCCUAUACAUAUAUUUAAAAAACAUUAUCAACAAACUUGCAACAAAUAUUUAAAGCUUUAAAGAGCACUCUUUGCACUCCUGUACUUACAAUCUGAUCAGAAUUAUCUGCAAUUUCCUAUGGAUGAAAGGUGGUGACCCACAGCAAUGUUUGUCCAGCAGAACACAAUUUCUGUGGAAUUUUGUAUUGCCAAAUAGCCAAAACAUUAAUUAUUGCUCAAGGAUCAAGUCCAAUUAAUUUUACAUGAAGUUUACUUACUGUUAAUCUUCAUGUGACAUUCUCCAGAUUUUACAGAGAAUGUGUGGGGUCCUUCAUCCAAAGAAGUAGCAAAAGUUUUAAAACCUAAUUGUACAGAACAAAUGGGAAUGUUUAUUAAAAAUUAUGAAAUGGUAACAAACCCAAGUUCCAUCCAAAAUCUGCCAUUAAAGGGGUGGCAUCAUCUCUUCAGAAAAUUGGGUUCAAACCCAUUUCAUUCCGUGUACAUUUAUUCAGUUUUAACAAACAUGGCAAUCAAAAUCUGUUUAAUAGCUUUAAAAAAAGGCAGUCAUGAUCUGGCCAUACAUAUUAGAAUCGGCAGGUGCCUCAAGGUAGUGUUAAGCAAGCCAAUACAUGAACUGAUUAGAUCAUGAAACUACAAGUACAAACACAGUUGUGGAGAUGGCAUUAACCUUGCAGAAUUCUGAAUUGGACCACUAAUCAAAUAUUUAGUGUAAGCAUCAAAAGUGAAUGGACUUCUAUUUUAAAUAUGUAGAAUUAACAAGAUGUACUGUGAUGCAAUAUUUCCCCCCCCCCAUACACUAGUUCUCAGCUGGCUUGCAGCAGAUAUGCUUGACACCUUGAAUAAGUGCACAUCUCAACUAGCUUUGAUAAGGAUCACAAGUUGUUUUCCUCCUUCCUACCCACACCUAAUCUAUCCUGUUUUCUGCAAAGGCACCAACAGUAUCAAAUAGUGUUGUUCUAAUCAUUAACAGAACACUUGUGAAAACCUUUUUGUUUUAUUAAAUGUCAGUCAGGAACCUUUUUUCUAAAAAAGGAGAAAAUAGGAGUUAAGUGCAUCAGGAAACAUUACCCCAGGUUAAAUCUCCCCAUUCAUUUUAGUUAUUUAAAAGAUACCAAUUUUCAGAAGUAGACUCAUAGUACUGGCAACAUACCUGCAUUCACAUCCCAUAUCAAUACGGUUUGUAACCGCCUUGGUGAGCUGCCCCACGCCUCGGUGCUUUCCCGUAGUUACCAUUACUCUGACCUGGAUGAAAACAAGCUUGCAGUUAAGUCAAUGCUCUCUGAAGUUGUUAGACAAAAAUGCAGUUUUCCACUGAAGCAAAACUAGCAAACAAAAAACACAAAACAAACACAACCAUUUCCAGAAUGGCAUGUUACAUCAAAUCUUUUAGUUGGAAAGGAAUUAGUGAAUGGCGGGAAAUGGCUACAAUAAAUGCUGAGAAUCUAAUAUUAAACUUGAACUGGUAUUUGCAACACAUUAGGCCUCAACUCACACUAACCUUGCUUCAGUACAACAAUAAGUGUACUUACUGUAAUCAUAUCCUUGACCAUAUCCACCAUAGUAACUGCUAUUGUAAUUAUAGCCAGUAUAAUCAUAGCCUCCAUAUGCACCAUAGCCACUUUGUCCGCUGUAACCAUAACUGCUGCCAUAGCUUGGAUUCCAAUAAUUAUUGCUGUAUCCUUGACUCCAGCUCUGACUUUGACCUUAACAUUUAGCAAGACAUAUU
This is a messenger RNA of Stegostoma tigrinum, 5177 nucleotides long. Its product is annotated as 5-phosphohydroxy-L-lysine phospho-lyase-like. The transcript is spliced from 12 exons. Lineage: Eukaryota; Metazoa; Chordata; Chondrichthyes; Orectolobiformes; Stegostomatidae. Gene Ontology annotation, cellular component: mitochondrion. The record is from RefSeq and is a predicted model, not a curated record. Bases 84 to 1418 code for a protein of 444 amino acids. Gene Ontology annotation, molecular function: transaminase activity; pyridoxal phosphate binding.